Molecule: messenger RNA, 1971 nt
Organism: Colletotrichum phormii
Lineage: Eukaryota; Fungi; Ascomycota; Sordariomycetes; Glomerellales; Glomerellaceae
Product: AFG1-like ATPase
Exons: 2
Coding region: 1-1971 (656 amino acids)
Cellular component (GO): mitochondrion; cytoplasm
Molecular function (GO): ATP binding; ATP hydrolysis activity
Source: RefSeq, a predicted model, not a curated record
AUGGCCAUCACCGAUCCCCUCGUCAAGUACAGGACGCUGGUCUCAACCAAAGUCCUCUCACCCGACCAAGAUCAACACAGACUAGCAAUCCACCUCCAAAAGCUCUACGGCCGCCUCAAAGACUACGCCCCGGAAGUCGACUAUCGCGAGCGUCUGAAACAAGUAGCCGAUAUCCCAGAAGCCCGCGACCCAGAAGAAGCCGCCGCGACGCUGGCGAUGCCGAGCCACCCCAUCUGGGACAACCCUCUCUUCAAACACCUCGCCCGCAAGGCCAUGCCGGAUCCAAAGGACUCGAACCCCAUGGCCCUAGUCCACGUCAUGACCAGCCUAGAGGGCGCCAUCACCAUCAACUCUCCUAGAGGUCUCUUCCUCUCCGGCGAGGUCGGCGUGGGAAAGUCAAUGUUGAUCGACCUCCUAGCACAGGGCCUGCCAACGGAGAGGAAGCGGCGGUGGCACUUCAACACCUUUAUGCUCUACACCUUUUCACAACUGGAAAAGUUCCGCCAGUCCCAUGCCGAGCUGGACGGGAACGAAAAGGAGUACGCCAUGUUAUGGCUGGCCAAGAAGCUCGUAGAAGAGUCUCCCAUUCUGUUCCUCGACGAGUUCCAGCUGCCUGACCGCGCCGCAAGCAAGAUCCUCAGCCACUUGUUCAUCGCCUUCUUCCAUCUCGGCGGCGUACUCAUCGCGUCGUCCAACCGCGUGCCCGAGGAGCUGCAAAAGGCCAUUGGCAUCGAGUACACUGUCCCUCCCUCUGAUGGGUUCCUAAAGAGUCUAUUUCUCGCCGGAGCUCGCUCACGGGGAACUCGUCAUGGUCAAAACGACUUUGCUGCCUUUCUCGAGGUGCUAAAGGCUCGCUGUGACUUCUGGCACAUGGACGGAGCCACUGACUGGAGACGUCGGGAAACAGAAGUGAAAGCUGUUGUUGAUGCCAUAACCAUUGAGGGAACGGGACUUGUGGAAGAACCAACAGGUGCUCAAGAGGAAACAUCCAAAGAAACAACAAAACCAGCAAAAUACUUCUUAACCCCCGAGACCUCAGAAUGGUCAUCAGAGCUAGCAGACCUCCUCUCCCAACCCUGGACCCCAGCAACCCUCACAGUCUACGGCCGCACCAUCCCCGUCCCGCGCCAACGAGACGGCGUAGCCUACUGGGACUUUGACGCCCUCGUCGCAACCUUUGGUCCGGCAGACUACGUGACCAUGGCAUCGACCUACCACACCUUCAUCAUCGACAACGUCCCCACCAUGACGACGCUCCACAAGAACGAGGCCAGACGCUUCAUCACCCUCCUCGACGCCCUGUACGAAGCCCGCUGCAAGCUCUUCGUCCGCGCCCAGACCGGCCCCGACGACCUCUUCUUCCCCGACAUACGCGCCGCGCAAGCCGAAAUGGCCGCCGCCGCCGCAGAGGCAGCAGCGGCAGUAGCAGCGGCAGCGUCCGGAGAGGAAGUCGUCUCCUCGGACGCAAUCUACUCCGAGACCAUCGCCGAAGUCUACCAAGACUCCGCGGCCCCCUUCCGCCCCAACAUCUCCUACUACGACACCGACGCCCCGACAUCAAAAUACGAUCCGGACCAGGACUCGGACUUUGGCCGCGCCGGCAACGUGAGCAGCAGCAACACGACGAGUCCGAAUUUCAGCAACACGGCCGGCUUCAUCGGCGAAGACGAGCGCUUCGCGUACCGCCGUGCCGCGAGUCGGCUGUGGGAGCUCUGCAGCGCCGCGUGGCACGCCAGAGGCGACAGUCCGGCCGAGUGGUGGACGCCUGUCCCGCGUACGGCGCGGCACUGGGAGGAUUCGGCGCCGUCGAGACCGAAGCGUGAUGAGCCGCUGCUGCCGCGGAAGCAGAGCGAUGCCGUCAUGGGUCCGUCGAGGCCUGUUGACGAGCCGUUUGGGACGGAUAAGCUUGUUAUUGAGAGGUGGCGGGCUUUGGAGGAGGCUGAGCGUCGGCGGGAAGAGUCGUCGUCUUAG